ACGACAAAUCACAUGAAGAUAUUUGUCUUUAAAAAAAUUAAUUUUAUAGAAAUACCCUCAACUUUCGUUUAUCUUCUACCGUUCAACGCCGGUGCGAGGAAAAGACGAAGACUCGCCGGUAAACUACUUUCAAACAGUAACCGUUACAUUAAUCAACUUGCCCUAUCUUCCCAUGGAUUCUCUUCGUCACAGAUUCUCAGAAUCACCGAAAUGGACUCAGCUCCUUCUCCAUCAUCGCCGGACCUUGAAUCAUCUCCUCCGGUAUUGGUCACAAUGAAUUCAACCUCAUCUUCUUCUGAUAAUAACGUCGAAGGAGAUGAUGAUGAUGCUGCUAAUCAUGAGAUUUUCAAUUGGAGAGAAUUUUCCUCUUGUUGGAGAGUUUCAGAGUCGAACUUGUACUGCUUUAGUUUGGCUCUUCUUGUCUGGUUCUUUGCUUCGUUUAUUCUGAUUGAGAAUCUUUACGGACCAAAAAAUGUCUGGCUUGGACCCAAUUCUUCCAUUCUUGUUGAACCAAGCUCCAUUUUUGUCAAAAGCAUUAAGGUUAAAGUGUUAGAUUAUUCUAAACCAGGGCUUCAGUUAUAUGGGUUCUAUAGAUCUCCUGCUCUGGAUUGUUUCGUCAAUUGGUCGGAAUCCCGAGUGUUACCUGUCUCAAAGGAUUCUUACAAGGUAUGGCCAUAUUAUCUCAACAGACGGACUUUGUUGAAUAUUACAUAUACCGUUAAACCACAAGGUUCUGCGGUUCAGCUUGUGGUCGACGAAGGGCAUCAAGGCGACCCUCAGUCGUUUUUGAACGACCCUGCAUAUCGUUACAAAGUUUGGUCAUGGAAUCUAAUUGAGGGGAAUGGUAUGAUUGAGUUGGAGAUAAGAAAGUCUUCAAGUUAUUAUCUUGCUGUAGCUAACUUGAAGAGGAAGGACGUAGAGGUGGAACUGAAUAUUGAUGUGAGGGCUGUCUUGUAUGAUACUAAACAAUCAUUCUACAACUGUAACUUCAGCAAUGGCGAGUGCGCAUUCAAUGUUAUGCCCCUUGUUGGAAAUUCUGUUGUCGUAACUUCAACAGCAGCGAGUCAGGGAGUAUCCAUUGAAGAUGAAUGGUAUAUCAGGUUCUCAUAUCAACCUAGAGAGAUUGCAUAUGUAAUCGGCACAGGUGUGGUGAUUUGCUUCAUGUUGGUAGCUAUACAAUUUUGCAACAGGUUACAAUGCUAUGGUGGAGAGGGAUAUCUAACCGAGAAUGAUUCAGCGAGAACACGUCUACUUGAAAACAAAGAUGACGAUGGUUCAAGCAUGGGUUCGUGUAAUGAUUCUUUCGCUAACGAUGAUGCUGAUUUAGAAGAGUUUAUGGAAAAUGAUGGUGAAGCAAGUAAUCGAAGUAGACGUCUCUGUGCCAUUUGUUUUGAUGCUCCAAGAGAUUGCUUUUUCCUCCCAUGUGGCCAUAGCGUCUCCUGUUAUGAAUGCGGAACAACGAUGCAAGAAGAUGAUGGGAGUUGUCCAAUAUGUCGAAGGAAGAUGAAGAAAGUGAAGCGAAUCUUUACAGUGUAAGAUGAAUCAAAUAUAAAUCGCUAACAUAAUGUUGAAUCUAUAGAGCAUUAAUAAAAAUUAUAUUGAUAGUGACAAGGCUCAUUUCUUUCUUUGCAUAAUUAUUUCGUGUAGUCACUUGAUUCAUCUUUGUGAUAACACCUACGGUAGGCAAUGUAUAGUGAAUCAUUGUUUGUUGACUCACAUUCUGAAAUGGGAUCGCAACCGUGAACUGAUGCGCGGGAUGAGGAGAAAUGAGUUGGUAUCUCUUGGUGACUUGGUACAAAUCUAGCUCCCCUCCAACACACACAACCAUCUCCAAUGGAUACAUUUCUGUCUCUUUCUCUUGAUAUCUUUCUUGGUGAUCCAACUUUUUACUUUUGUUCUUUAUUGAUUUCUCCCAUGAUUGUUAUCUUCUUCAGAAUCCAGAAAUGAAAAUGCGUAUCUUUGCUAUA
Molecule: messenger RNA, 1967 nt
Organism: Arabidopsis lyrata subsp. lyrata
Lineage: Eukaryota; Viridiplantae; Streptophyta; Magnoliopsida; Brassicales; Brassicaceae
Exons: 11
Coding region: 13-1536 (507 amino acids)
Source: RefSeq, a predicted model, not a curated record